This is a messenger RNA of Acanthopagrus latus (yellowfin seabream), 3801 nucleotides long. RefSeq names its product engulfment and cell motility 1 (ced-12 homolog, C. elegans) (gene elmo1). Bases 335 to 2479 code for a protein of 714 amino acids. The record is from RefSeq and is a predicted model, not a curated record. Gene Ontology annotation, cellular component: guanyl-nucleotide exchange factor complex; plasma membrane. Lineage: Eukaryota; Metazoa; Chordata; Actinopteri; Spariformes; Sparidae. Gene Ontology annotation, biological process: actin filament organization; cell motility. The transcript has 21 exons.
GAGUCAGUGAGCAGCAGCAGCAGCGGCUCCCCUCCGCUCUGGUAUCAUGGAGCCAGCCAGCAGACGGCAGAAGAAAGGAGGAAGUGGAAACAUCAGCACUAUCUCUACGGCGGAGAGAGAGAAAGAGAGGGAGGGAGAGGGAGGGAGAGCGAGGGAGAGGAAACAGCGCUGAGUGACACACACUCACAACACACACACACACACCAACUCUGGACACCGGUGCUCCAGUGGAAGAAGUGUCUUCGCUCCGUCAGGUUUGGAUGAGCUAAUUCCAGUAGUGGUGACAGAGGUGUGAGGCAGUGAGACCCACACCGACCACCCCACUCCCUCAGCCAUGCCGCCGCCGGCAGACAUCGUCAAGGUGGCCAUUGAGUGGCCUAAGGCCUUCCCCAAGCUCAUGGAGAUAGACCAGAAAAAGCCUCUUUCAGCCAUCAUUAAAGAAGUGUGCGAGGGGUGGUCCUUGGGGAACCAUGAAAACUUUGCUCUGCAGAUUGCUGACGCGACAAAUUUCUACAUCACAGAAAAGAAUCGCAAUGACAUUAAGAACGGCUCAAUCCUGCGCCUGACCACCUCUCCUUACCAGACUGCAGUCGGACUUCAUGAGCGGAUCCAGUCGUCCAGCAUGGAUGCCAAGCUGGAGGCACUGAAGGACCUGGCCAACGCGUCCCGUGACAUCACCUUCGCCCAAGAGUUCAUCAACCUGGAUGGCAUCUCCCUGCUCACACAGAUGGUGGAGAGUGGGACUGAUUUUGGUGACCUGCUGUCCUUCACUCUGACGGCCUUCGUGGAGCUGAUGGACCACGGCAUUGUCUCCUGGGACACGUUCUCUGUGGCCUUCAUCAAGAAGAUCGCCAGCUAUGUGAACAAAUCGGCCAUGGACACGGCAGUGCUGCAGCGGUCCCUGGCCAUCCUGGAGUCCAUGGUGCUCAACAGUCAGGAUCUUUACCACAAGGUGGCACAGGAGAUCACCAUUGGACAGCUCAUCCCGCAUCUUCAGGGGACGGAUCAAGACAUUCAGACCUACACUAUUGCUGUCAUCAAUGCUCUCUUCCUCAAAGCCCCAGAGGAGAAGAGACAGGAGAUGGCUCAUAUUCUUGCCCAGAAACAGCUGCGCUCCAUCAUUCUCAGUAACGUGAUCCGCAGCCCCACGCCCAUCAACGACGAGAUGGCCCACCAGCUGUACGUGCUGCAGGUGCUCACCUUCAACCUGCUGGAGGACCGCAUGAUGACCAAGAUGGAUCCCCAGGACCAGGCUCAGAGGGACAUCAUCUUUGAGCUGCGGAGAAUUGCCUUCGACAUGGAGAUGGAGCCCAACAACAGCGGCAGCAUCGAGAAACGCAAGUCCAUGUACACCCGCGACUACAAGAAGCUGGGCUUUAUUAACCAUGUGAAUCCAGCUGUGGACUUCACCCAGAUUCCUCCCGGCAUGUUGGCCCUGGAUAACAUGUUGUAUUUUGCCAGGCACCACCAGGACGCCUACAUCAGGAUCGUCCUGGAGAACAGUAGUCGAGAAGACAAGCACGAGUGUCCGUUUGGCCGCAGCAGCAUCGAGCUGACCAAGAUGCUCUGUGAGAUUCUCAAAGUUGGCGAGCUUCCCAGCGAAAACUGCCAUGACUUCCACCCCAUGUUCUUCACACACGACCGCUCCUUCGAGGAGUUCUUCUGCAUCUGCAUCCAGCUGCUCAACAAAACCUGGAAGGAGAUGAGGGCCACAAGUGAAGACUUCAACAAGGUAAUGCAGGUGGUGAGGGAGCAGAUCAUGCGAGCGCUGACACUCAAGCCUAAUUCCCUGGACCAGUUCAAGAGUCGCCUGCAGAACCUGAGCUACACAGAGAUCCUGAAGAUACGCCAGUCCGAAAGGAUGAAUCAAGAAGACUUCCAGUCCCGCCCCAUCCUGGAGCUGAGAGAGAAGAUCCAGCCCGAGAUCAUGGAGUUGAUCAAACAGCAGAGGCUCAACAGGCUGUGUGAGGGUACCUGCUUCAGGAAAAUCAGCAGUCGCAGGAGGCAAGAUAAGUUUUGGUAUUGCCGUCUUUCUCCGAACCAUAAAGUCCUGCACUAUGGAGAUUUGGAAGAGAGCCCCCAGGGUGAGGUGCCCCAUGACUCCCUGCAGGACAAACUGCCUGUGGCUGAUAUCAAAGCUGUUAUCACCGGCAAAGACUGUCCUCACAUGAAGGAGAAGGGAGCCCUGAAGCAAAACAAGGAGGUGUUGGAGCUGGCCUUCUCUGUCCUCUACGAGUCCGACGAGUAUUUAAACUUUAUCGCUCCCGAUAAACACGAGUACUGCGUGUGGACAGACGGUCUAAACGCCCUCCUGGGGAAGGAGAUGACCAGCGAUUACACCAAAUCUGACAUGGACACCCUCCUCUCCAUGGAGAUGAAGCUCCGCCUCUUGGAUUUAGAGAACAUCCAGAUUCCCGAGGCCCCGCCCCCGAUUCCCAAAGAACCCAGCAACUAUGACUUUGUUUACGACUGUAACUAAGACGAACGACCCCACGGGCCCCGAACACCAACCCCACCCGGCACCUACUGUACUCACUGGACCAAUCCCACCCCCUCUCCUUUUCUUACAAACUGGAACAAAAACAAAUAAAACCACAUAAUAUAAAAAAUGAACUGUGAUUGAAAGAAAAAAAAAUUCCUCUUGCUUCUGGCUUCAUAAGAGCGAAAAUGGUGCGUAGUAUCAGGCUCGCUGCACUUGAGGGACUCGGGGUCGACGCAGAGUCAUCGGGUCGGAGAAGAGAAAAACAGGAAGUGCUCGUUCAGCCUAUCAUUGGUCGCCCUGCGUCUUCUUCCUCACUCUCUUCCUGUGUCUGAUGUUUUAAAAAAAAAACCUUCACUUAUUCUUCUCGGCCGAGGCGCCCGCUGUCAUUUUGCUUGAAGAACGUCAUAGACAAAUGCUUAGAAAAUUCUAUUUGAUUCAGCUUCCUUGUUGUCCUGGCUUUAUGUUGACUUUAUUAUUUUUCCUCAGGGCUUUUGUGGGGGGGGGAUGAUGGUUGUGUAGGAGCAGGGAGGGACGGGGGUUUUGUGUUUUGUCGUCAGCUUUUCCAGCAGUAUUUUCUGUCACAUUCUCACUUUACAGUAUUUGUGGCAGCUAAAUCUUUCCCAAGAGGCUGGAAGGAAGGUUGAAGUACAUUUUAAGGCGAAUACUUCAGUAAAAAAAUGGUCUCUUAUAUCCGCUGUCCUGCUACACAUAUACUGAAGACUGUUAGAACAAGUCGAUCCUCAAAAUCAAGGCACUGUACGACGGUAACAAGCCUUUACUUUUGAAUAUUCGUAUCUUAAUGUUACUAUCCCACCGCUGCUUUUCGCAUAUUGUACACACCUACACAGUGGCUUUGCCCAAAAUGACCGUGAAAGCACCGCCACACGUCCAGACACACACUCGUCUCUCCCUCAGUUGAGUCUCUCUCGUUGUAAUGACUGCUGUACACAACAUUCCUAAGCAAUAUUUGAGCUUUUUUCUUUUUUGUUCAUCAUUUGUAAGAUGGUCAUAAUUCAGUGAUUUUAAAAAAUUGUGAAACUGCCAAGUAGUUGGUAUUACAAAGAGGAUGUUAGUGUUUUUGGUAAAAGGGAAGUUGUCUUUUUUGUGUGUGUGUGUGUGUGUUCAGGACUAAAUGGCCACAAAAUUGAAAGUUUAUGUAUUUUUUUAAUUUAAAAACAAAUCAUGGUUGUUAUUUCUAGUAUGAUUUAUAUAUUUUCCCUCCUUCCUAUUUAAUACCUUCGGAUGUUUUCUUUUCUUUAGGAUUUUUCAAAGCCCCUCAAAACUGCUGUUUACAUUAAAGAUUUAAGAACCGUAACUUA